AUGAGGUCGCCUAGGAAUGUAAAAGAGGUGCAAUGCCUUACAGGCCGGGUUGCCGCCCUAAACCGGUUCAUCUCAAAAUUCGAGGAUAAAUGUAGAGAAUUUUUUGCAGCCAUAAAAAAGGGACAAAAAUUUGAAUGGACGACAGAAUGCGAGGCUGCUUUCCUGAAGCUGAAGGAACAGCUUGGAAGCCCGCCAUUGUUGGCAAAACCAACGGAGGGUGAAGCCUUGAUCCUUUACCUAGGGGUUUCCGAAUUCUCAAUUAGCGCUGUCCUGAUCAAGGAGGAAGAGCAAGCCCAACAGCCAGUGUACUAUGUGAGCAAGAGAUUACUUGAUGCUGAAACCCGCUACUCAAAUAUGGAGAAGCUAGCCUACGCACUAAUUUUGGCUUCCCGCAAACUAAGGCCUUACUUUCAGGCUCACCAGAUUGAAGUACGAACAUCCUUCCCUCUCAGACAGGUCUUGCACAAGCCGGAAGCCUCCGGAAGGAUCAUGAAAUGGGCAGUCGAGCUAGGCCAGUUUGACAUAGAGUACAAGCCAAGGACAGCCAUCAAGGGGCAGGCACUAGCUGACUUCAUCUUAGAGUUUCCACCUACUUUCGAAGUUGAAGGGAUGGAAUGCAUACCUAAACCUCAGUCUCCAAUAGCCACACCCGAGAAUUGUUCCCCUUGGUGGAACUUGUACGUCGAUGGGGCUGUAAAUGGAAAUGGGGCCGGGGCUGAUCUGAUUGGUGAAUUACCAAAAGGGAAAGGAGGGGUGAAAUAUGCAGUCGUGGCUGUAGAUUACUUUACUAAGUGGGCUGAAGCUGAACCCCUGGCUUCCAUUACUGCAAGGAAAUUGGUAGACUUCGUUUAUCGUGCGAUCGUCUGCCGAUACGGGGUUCCCUACAAGCUCAUAUCAGACAAUGGGAAACAGUUUGACAGCAAUGAAAUGAUGAACUUCUUUGAAAACCUUGGCAUAAAGAAAGGCUUCUCCGCGGUGUGCCACCCUCAGAGCAACGGUCAAACGGAGGCCGUAAACAAAAUUAUUAAGCACACCCUGAAGGCCAAACUGGAAGAGAAAAAGGGAUGCUGGCCAGAAGAACUCCCCAUGGUGUUGUGGUCUUACAAUACCACUCCAAGCUUUCAUGGUUUUGGGCUUACAGUAGCCCUUCAAGGUUUAAAGCCUAUUGAGGCUUUCAAGGCCGAAGGCUUAUCGAGGCUUUCGAGUUUAAAGCCUAUCCAGGCUCACAAGGCUUACUUGGUGGAGUUAUUACAAGGCUAA
Molecule: messenger RNA, 1260 nt
Organism: Daucus carota subsp. sativus
Lineage: Eukaryota; Viridiplantae; Streptophyta; Magnoliopsida; Apiales; Apiaceae
Exons: 3
Coding region: 1-1260 (419 amino acids)
Biological process (GO): DNA integration
Molecular function (GO): nucleic acid binding
Source: RefSeq, a predicted model, not a curated record